This is a messenger RNA of Chrysoperla carnea, 2427 nucleotides long. Its product is annotated as ATP-binding cassette sub-family G member 1-like. The record is from RefSeq and is a predicted model, not a curated record. Bases 307 to 2370 code for a protein of 687 amino acids. The transcript has 11 exons. NCBI's taxonomy places the organism in Eukaryota, Metazoa, Arthropoda, Insecta, Neuroptera, Chrysopidae. Gene Ontology annotation, cellular component: plasma membrane. Gene Ontology annotation, molecular function: ABC-type transporter activity; ATP binding; ATP hydrolysis activity.
UCAUCAUAUUUAAUUACAUGAGUACUUGAAAAAAUUCAGAUGUCGACGAGACGAGACAUAUUUAAAAUUGAUUUUGUUUAUUGAACUGUCAAAGUAGCAGGGCAGCACUAGUAUUUCUAUAAGUACUACAUAAUUAUAUAUACAACACAAACACAAUACAGAUAUAAUACAGACCUAGGUAAAUCUAGUUGACUACUGACUGACUGCUAGUAUUUUAAUUUGGUUAAUCGUUGUCCGCGCUUCGUUCAUAUUGUGUGAUAUGUAUAAUUAAAAUAAAUUUAUUAUUUGGUGAAAGUGAAUAAUGAAAUGGCAGGGACAACAUCAAAUAUACAAAAUGAAACACAAAGUAUUGUUGUCGAUGUUAAAGAACAACAAUCAUUAUUUAAUAAAAACAUUCGGACACAAUUACGUCGAUCUGUUGUUAACUUAAAAUUAUCUAGUGACAAUAAUACUAAUUGUGGUAGUGUACAAUAUAGUUCUGUUCCGACUACUCCAGAUCAUAAUGAUGGAACGGAAUUAUUGCCGUUAUCAUCAACAACAACGCCUGUAUGUGAGCACAUCGAUUUAGGGUUUAGUGACAUUAGUUAUACUGUCAAACAAGGCAUUUUUGGCCGUGAGGAAAAAUGCAUAUUAAAAAAUUUGAGUGGAGAUUUUUUAGCGGGUGAACUAACUGCAAUUAUGGGUCCAUCCGGUUCUGGAAAAUCAACAUUAUUGGAUAUAUUAUCUGGAUAUACUUGUUUGGGCGCCAAUGGAAAUAUUAGUGUAAAUGGAAUAGAAAGAAGUUUUGAUAACCUUCGUUUAGAUUCGUGUUAUAUAAUGCAAGAGGAUAAUUUGCAACCAUUACUAACUGUUCAAGAAGCUUUAAAUAUUGCAGCUCAUUUAAAACUGCCAAAUAAGUUGUCUCGAGAUGAUCGGAAAGAAAAAGUUGAGGAGACUAUUACAGCAAUUGGUUUACAAAAAUGCCGUAAAACACAAAUUCGUUAUUUAUCGGGUGGUGAAUGUAAACGUUUAUCAAUUGCAUUAGAAUUAUUACGUAAUCCAUCUGUGAUGUUUUUCGAUGAACCCACAAGUGGUUUGGAUAGCUCUGUAUCUAAACAAUGUGUUGGCCUUUUAAAAGAUUUGGCACGUGAAGGACGAACUGUCAUUUGUACGAUACAUCAACCAUCAGCAAUCCUACUUGAAAUGUUUGAUCAUUUGUAUAUUAUAUCAGAAGGAUUGUGUAUUUAUCAAGGUUCAGUUAAAGGUUUACUGCCAUAUUUAAAUGAAAUGAAUUUAAAUUGUCCAACUUAUCAUAAUCCUGCUGAUUUUGUCUUGGAAGUGUGUCAAGGUCAAUAUGGGGAUCGGAUGGAGGAAUUAGUGGAGAGAUCAGAAAAUGGUAAAAAUUCUGAUUGGCGACGUAAUCCAAAUUUUAAACUCCAUCAAGUUAGUUAUAUUGAAAAUAGCAGAACUGAAACAAAUAAUGAAAUGACAAAUUUGAAAUCACAGCAAUUGAAUAUAAAUGAUAAUAUGACAGAUGAUGAUCGUACAUUUUUAAUAUUAUCACGUGACCGCACAUUAACAUAUUCACGAAUAUUUAUUCAUAUCGCUAUAUCGUUAUUUAUCGGAACAUUAUAUUAUCGUAUUGGUGAUGAUGCUACGUAUAUGUUGGAUAAUUGUAAUUAUUUAUUCUUUUCAAUUAUGUUUCUUAUGUUUACGGCGUUCUCAUCAAUGACAAUUACAUUUCCCUUAGAAGUUCCAAUUGUAUCUCGAGAAUAUUUUAAUCGUUGGUAUUCAUUAAAAUCGUAUUAUUUGGCUGUAACUGUCGCAGAUAUGCCAAUACAAAUUUUGUCAACCGUCAUUUACGUAAUGGUUACAUUUUAUUUAACAGCUCAGCCAUUUGAAGCAUUCCGUUUUUGUUUAUUUUUAGCUAUGUGUAUAAUCGUUUCGUUUGUAUCACAAAGUAUUGGAAUUUUAUGUGGUUCUGUUAUGAAUGUUACAAAUGUAACAGUAUUUGGACCGUUUUUCAUAUGUCCAUUUUUAAUGUUUAGUGGAUUUUUUAUUCAUUUUAAUGAUGCACAUCCAUGGUUUCGUUGGUUAUUUCAUACAUCAUUUUUAAAGCAUGCAUUUGAAGGCCUAAUGCUAUCGGUAUUUGGUUAUGAUCGUCCACGUUUACCAUGCUCAAGUGAUUAUUGUCAUUAUAUGACACCAUCGAAAUUAAUUGAUCAAAUUGCAAUGCCAAAUGCAGAUUAUGGUCAUGCUGUCAUGGUUUUAAUUAUUUUGUAUUUUGUAUUAAGGACUGUUUCGUAUUUGGUACUUUUGUAUCGAUUACAGCAUAAUAGGGCUGUAUUAAGUGCAAUUCAUUAUCAAAUUUAUCAAGUGUGCCAUAGAUGAAAAUUAAUUACUGUAAAAAGUAAUAAUGUAUAUGGAAUUAAUUAAAUUGAAAAAUUG